This is a messenger RNA of Gamsiella multidivaricata, 1545 nucleotides long. RefSeq lists its product as uncharacterized. The coding region runs from base 237 to 1187 and encodes 316 amino acids. The record is from RefSeq and is a predicted model, not a curated record. The transcript is spliced from 6 exons. NCBI's taxonomy places the organism in Eukaryota, Fungi, Mortierellomycota, Mortierellomycetes, Mortierellales, Mortierellaceae. Gene Ontology annotation, molecular function: ubiquitin binding; serine-type endopeptidase activity.
GGGGAAGAAGGGGAGUGGAACUCAAAUCCGUCAUUUAUAUAAAUAAAAAAAUCACGUACGGACAGUCACCACGUACAUGGCACGACUGCGGCAAUCGUGGCAUAUCGCGGCCCAAGUCUUUGUUCAUCAUCUUUGGACCUCAUCAACAUCAAGGACAUCCUUCUGAAAAGGGUCGAACUGACUGAGAUAUCGCUCAGAAUCAACACAAUUGCAGUGGGAACGUUGUCUUUUUGAACAUGUUAGCAGCAGGGCCUUCAGGGUUCUAUAAUGCCCCCACAACCAAGGGAAUGCUUCUCGUCGUAGGAGGACUAUCGCUCCUUUCUUCGAUUUUUCAGAUCAAGACCAGUCUCCACCUGCAACUCGUGCCUCACCUCACCACACAUCACCAGUUCUGGCGCUUGAUAACAUCGCAUUUUGCAUUCUCAACCUCGACCGAGGUCCUAUUUGCAGGACUCAUCAUUUAUCAUCUCAGAGUCAUUGAGCGCCUGUUUGGACCUGCGAAAUAUGCGGCGUUCUUGUUUGUUUCGGCCGUCGUUUGCACGUUUCUCAAUAUAGCGGUCCUAGUCACUGGCGCAGCAUUUGGUCUACAUGUCCUACCGGGUGGACCCUACGGCAUCAUCUUUGCGGCGAUAUAUCAGUUUUACACUCUUAUCCCGGUCAUGUAUGAGUUCAAAAUCUUUGGAGUGACGUUCACAGACAAGGUCUUUAUGUAUGCCUUCGGAGUACAGCUCAUGUUGUCACAUAUGUCUGGAUCCAUCGCAUUGAGCAUUUGCGGACUUUUGGCGGGAGCGAUAUACAGGAGCGACUUUGCGGGGACCAGGCGCUGGAGAUUUCCAAAGCCUGUAGUGCGAUUCACAGAGCGAUUUUUGCUUCCACUAUUUUCCUCUUCACCAGCUAUCCGGUCAACCGCAACCACAUUCGAGAGUCGUUCUCAAACAAGAUCCCCUGACCGAUCGGCGCAGACCAUGCGGGAGUAUCUGGAUGUCCUAUCCACAGGAGGAGCGCCUCAAGGCGCGACACCUCGGCCACCUUCAGAAGAGCAGAUAGCAACUCUUCAGGCCAUUUUCCCUACUGCAACUCAGGACCAAGCAAUAGCAGCACUCAACUCAGCUAACAAUAACCUUGAUGGAGCGGUACAAUAUCUCCUGGACAACCAACCCAAUGCUCCUCCAGCCCCUUCUUCAUAAUAAAGACGGUUAUACCCAGUUACUGAGCUCAUUGCAAACAAUGACAAGGUGCUGCAACAAGAAGAUAAAACUGCAAUCGCUGUCUUAAUAAGCGAUCCUUACCAUUGGGACGGUACAGUCCAUGGAAUGGCAUUCUCUGUCUAGUUGUCUAGUUUCCUAAAAGCAACCACUAGUUGUGUAGAAUAGUAUGGGCAGUUCAUGUUACGACUUUCUGGGACUGCAAAGCGUGGUGUUCCAGAAAUAUAGUGUUUUUUUUGUCGAUCUCUUAGUAACGGAGAACGAUAAAUUGUUUGAUGUGCCUACAUACAUGGCAUCGCGGAACUUGUAUCACUUAUCUCAGCUUUUUUUUUUUUUUUUU